CUCGGGCGCCGGCGCAGAAGCGGCUCAAGAAUACUUCCGGAAGGCCACCCGACGUGUCCGAGUGGUGUGCUUCCGGCGGCUUUCUCGCUGCUUGCUCAGUCUCUGGGACCUAGCAGCUAAAAUAGUGGGCACUCACCUGGGUGGGUUACGGACCCAGGGAGCUAGAGGUCCACCUAUUUGAGCCCUGUAAUCUCUAACCAUGGACCGGGACCUUCUGCGCCAGUCACUGAAUUACCACGGGCCGUCUUUGCUGUCCCUGCUCCGUAGCGAACAGCUGGACAAUCCGCACUUCCGGAGCCUCCUGGGGUCGGCGGCCGAGUCAGCCCGGGGACCGCCGCUGCAGCAGCCGUUGCAGGCCAGAAAAGAGAAGAGAGUCGACAACGUUGAAGUACAAAAAUUCAUUUCCAAAAAAGCGGAUCUUCUCUUUGCACUUUCGUGGAAACCAGAUGCACCUGCAGCAUCUGAAGUUAAUGAAGACAAUGAAGAUUCUUAUGCAGUCAUGCCACCUUUAGAGCAGUUCAUGGAAAUACCUAGUAUGGAUCGGAGAGAGCUGUUUUUUCGAGAUAUAGAGCGUGGAGAUAUAGUGAUUGGAAGAAUAAGUUCCAUUCGGGAAUUUGGGUUUUUCAUGGUGUUGAUUUGUUUAGGCAGUGGCAUCAUGAGAGACAUAUCUCACUUAGAAAUCACAGCUCUUUGUCCGUUAAGAGAUGUGCCUUCUCACAGUAACCAUGGGGACCCUUUAUCGUAUUACCAGACUGGUGAUAUCAUUCGAGCUGGAAUCAAGGAUAUUGACAGAUACCAUGAAAAGCUUGCAGUAUCUCUCUAUAACUCAUCUCUUCCACCACACCUAUCGGGUAUUAAAUUAGGUGUAAUUAGUUCUGAAGAACUUCCUUUGUACUACAGGAGGAGUGUUGAACUAAAUAGCAAUUCUUUGGAAUCCUACGAUAAUAUCAUGCAAAGUUCCUUGGGAUUUGUUAAUCCAGGAGUAGUUGAAUUCCUUCUAGGAAAACUAGGAAUAGAUGAAUCUAAUCCACCAUCUUUAAUGAGAGGCCUACAAAGCAAAAAUUUCUCUGAAGAUGACUUUGCUUCUGCAUUAAGAAAGAAACAGUCUGCAUCUUGGGCUUUAAAAUGUGUGAAGAUUGGAGUUGAUUAUUUUAAGGUUGGGCGCCAUGUGGAUGCUAUGAAUGAAUACAAUAAGGCUUUGGAAAUAGACAAACAAAAUGUGGAAGCUUUGGUAGCCCGCGGAGCAUUAUAUGCAACAAAAGGAAGUCUGAACAAAGCAAUAGAAGAUUUUGAGCUUGCAUUGGAAAACUGUCCAACUCAUAGGAAUGCAAGAAAAUACCUCUGCCAGACACUUGUAGAAAGAGGAGGGCAGUUAGAAGAAGAAGAAAAGUUUUUAAAUGCUGAAAGUUACUAUAAGAAAGCUUUGGAUUUGGAUGGCACUUUUAAAGAUGCAGAGGAUGCUUUACAAAAGCUUCAUAAAUAUAUGCAGAAAUCUUUGGAAUUAAGAGAAAAACAAGCUGAAAAGGAAGAAAAGCAGAAAACAAAGAAAAUAGAAACAAGUGCAGAAAAGUUGCGUAAGCUUUUAAAAGAGGAGAAAAGGCUAAAGAAGAAAAGAAGAAAGUCAACUUCUUCUUCAAGUGUUUCUUCUGGUGAUGAAUCAGUUUCUUCUUCAUCAUCCUCUUCCUCUUCUGGUCACAAACGGCAUAAGAAACAUAAGAGGAACCGUUCAGAGUCUUCUCGAAGUUCCAAAAGGCAUUCAGCUAAGGCAUCCUCAAAUCAGAUAGAUGAGACUAGGAAAGAUGAGUACUUCCCAGUUCCAGCCAAUACAUCAGCAUCUUUUCUUAACCAAAGACAAGAAAUGGAAAAACUACUGGAAAAGCAAGAUAGGGUACCAUCUGAAAAGAAGCAGGCAAAAGAGAAAGAUAGAUGUCCUUUCUCUUCGUCAUCAGUUGAAAUUCCGGAUGAUUUUGGAGGUAGGUCUGAAGAUCCAAGAGGUUUUUAUAAUACCGAUAAAACUCAGGCAAGUAGUAGCAAAACAGAAAAACCAUAUAAAUAUGAAAGACAUUUUUCCAGUAGAAGAGAUUCUUCAGAUUCCUUCUCUAAGAAUCCAGAAGACAAGUUAAAAAAUUACGGUUACAGAAAAAGUGAAAAAGAUAUAGAGGGAAGAAAAGAGCACCAUAGAAAAUGGGAGCCAGGUUCCGUGAGGUAUUAUUCCACUUCACCAGCAAGCUCAGAUUACUCUUCCAAGUCCGUUGAAAAAUAUAAAAAAUACUCUGGAUCACGUGAUUUCAGUAGACAUGAGCAAAGAUACCAGUUAAGUAAAAAUCAUAGAGAAUAUGGAAGAGAGGAUAAUUAUGAAGAGGAUAUUAAAACAGAGGUUCCAGAAAAAGAUGAGGUACAUAGCAAAGAGCAUUCAGAAAGUGGAGUUAAAAAAAAUUUACCUCAGAAUUUACUUAAUAUAUUUAAUCAGAUAGCUGCAUUUGAGAAAGAAAAAGGAAAUAAACAAAAAAAUUAAUAUGCCAAGGGAAUCAGCACUAUUAUCUAAAGGCUGUUAAUAAGUUUUGGGUCUUUUAGUUAAAAUAGUCCAGUGCAGAAAUCUGUUCUUCUGAAGUUAUUUGUAGAGAUUGAAGAAAGCAAAUGAUUUUUAGUUAUUGUCAUAUAUUUGUUUUAGUUGGUCUUCUUUCACAGCUUGAUUUGUAGGCUUUCAUAUAUAUGUUUAUGUAUAGCAUUUCUUUGAUGACUUAAAUUUCAAGAUAAUUCUCUAAGUGUUUCUUAAUUGUAUUAUGGUAUGUGAGAAUUCCUUGAAUCUACCUUAUCCUGCUGUUUGAGAGAAAAUUAAAUUUGUGAACUGAACAUUUGGGUUGUUGUCAUCAAAAAUGAUUUAAUUCUCCUCUCUGUUAAAGUAAAAACCCUCAGCUUUGAAAGAUACAUUUAAAUAUUCUUUAAAUAACACUCUAUAUUCAUUAAUUUUUUACUAACUUUUAAAAUGGUACACAGAUUAUCUUGUCUAAUUGGCCUCUAAAGCCAGAUUCAAUUAAAAAAAGACUGUGUACCAGCUUAACAAAUACCUUAGGAAUAAAGCAUGAAAAUUGAA
Phyllostomus discolor (pale spear-nosed bat) is the source of this 3094-nucleotide messenger RNA. RefSeq names its product tetratricopeptide repeat domain 14 (gene TTC14). The transcript is spliced from 12 exons. The record is from RefSeq and is a predicted model, not a curated record. Bases 200 to 2515 code for a protein of 771 amino acids. Gene Ontology annotation, molecular function: nucleic acid binding; protein binding. Lineage: Eukaryota; Metazoa; Chordata; Mammalia; Chiroptera; Phyllostomidae.